Gopherus evgoodei (Goodes thornscrub tortoise) is the source of this 2857-nucleotide messenger RNA. RefSeq names its product oxidation resistance 1 (gene OXR1). Bases 141 to 2756 code for a protein of 871 amino acids. The transcript has 18 exons. Gene Ontology annotation, cellular component: nucleus. The record is from RefSeq and is a predicted model, not a curated record. Gene Ontology annotation, biological process: response to oxidative stress. Lineage: Eukaryota; Metazoa; Chordata; Testudines; Testudinidae.
UCCCCGGCCGCCAAGUAAGUUUGGAGACUGGAUCUAGAUUAAUCAUUAGGGGCUGGAUUCUACCAUCCUUACUCACUGUCAACUAGAACAGUCUCUGUAGUGCAGAACUCUCAUAAAUGUGAAGCAAACCAUCCACCAUUAUGUUUGGCACUAAAAGGUUAAAGAAAAAGUCCCAGUCUGUAGAUGUUACUGCACCAGGCUACAAUCCUCUGGCAGCAGAAGCACAAGAGGCCCCACAAGCCAGUAAAUUGAUACCUGUCACUAACACAGCUGCUUCUGAAGAGGAGCAGAACAACACCACAAAUACACAAAGGCGCAAUCCACGGAGGAGUGAGCUGAAGAGAUACUACACCAUUGAUACUGGCCAGAAGAAGAACCCAGACAAGAAAGAUGGGCGACGAAUGUCUUUUCAGAAGCCUAAAGGGACUAUUGAAUAUACAGUUGAAUCAAGAGACACUCUAAACAGUAUUGCCUUGAAAUUUGAUACGACACCGAAUGAACUGGUUCAAUUAAACAAAUUUUUCUCUCGAGCAGUUGUUCCUGGACAGAUUUUAUACGUUCCUGACCCAGAAUAUGUUUCUAGUGCAGAGAGCUCCCCAUCUCUUAGUCCCAUAAGUCCCUUGUCACCUAUAUCUUCAGAAGCUGAAUUUGACAAGGCUACAGUAAGUGAUCCAGAUGGGCUCCAGCGAAAAGAGGCAGCUGCUUCACCAGCUUAUGCAUGUUUUCAUCCUGCAAGAGUGGUAUCAUCCACAUCAGAGGAGGAAGAAGCAUUUACUGAAAAAUUUCUCAAAAUUAAUUGCAAGUACAUGACUUACGGCAAGGGUGCGGUCAGUGGUGUGCUGCUAGUGACGCCAAAUAAUAUAAUGUUUGAUCCACAUAAAUCUGAUCCUAUGGUCCAAGAGAACGGCUGCGAAGAGUAUGGUAUCAUGUGUCCAAUGGAAGAAGUGAUGUCAGCUGCUCUGUAUAAAGAAAUUGUGGACAGCAAAAUAAAGGAUUCAUUACCUGUAGAUGUAGAACCAUUAUCUGUAAGGGACCUCUGCCAUUUCAAGAAAAUUACAGGAAGCAAUACAGAUGAAAUGGAUUCAAGGGUUCGGGAUACAGGGAAUGACAGUACCAGCACUGCCCCUCGGAGCACAGAGGAGUCUCUUUCGGAGGAUGUGUUCACAGAAUCGGAACUCUCUCCAAUAUGUGAGGAACUUGUUUCUUCAGAUGAGCUUCGACAAGACAAAUCUUCUGGUGCCUCAUCAGAGUCUGUCCAAACGAUAAAUCAAACUAGCGCAGAAUGUUUAACAAUAAUUUCAGACUCAACUGAUGUUCCCAAGGACUUAAAAUCUAGUGUUGACCUGCCUGUAAAUGACAGUGGGUUUGUAACCCAUGUUAUGGGUUCAGAAACUGUUGAAAUGGCAAUACAGGAGGGAGAGGACACUGUAGGGGAAAAAGUUACAGAUGCCCAUCAACAAUCUUUGCAAGAUAUGCAACCCAGGAAAGAAUGGGGCACAGAUGUAGAUGUCGUCCUAGAUCAAGAUUCCACACUAGAGAAAACACACAAAAGAGAGAGUGUGAUAAAGGAGGAAUGUCUACCUUGUGAAGACAUCAAAGACUCUCAAAAAAAAGAGACUAUAACCAAGGGAAAACUAGUGAAAGAAUUAACUCGAGAUUCAGACAUAGACGUUGAAGAGCUUCGUGAACUCUGGAAGAUUCACACUAUGCAACAAACCAAGCAGCAAAGAGAAAACAUGCAGCAAGAUUCACAAAAAGAAAUUAAGCAAAAAAUGGAGAUUGCAGCAGAUGGACAAGUUGAAGGGGUUGACGUGGAAGGGAGAGAAUUCCAAUCUCAGACUACAGGUUCUGCUCCUAUGAAGGAGAAGAGAAGACAUCGAUUUCACAAAUUCUUGUGUCUCAGAGUUGGAAAACCUAUGAGAAAAACAUUUGUGUCACAAGCAAGUGCAUCAAUGCAGCAGUAUGCACAGAGAAAUAAGAAACAUGAGUACUGGUUUGCUGUUCCGCAUGAAAGGACAGAACACUUGUAUGCCUUCUUUAUUCAGUGGAGCCCAGAGAUGUAUUCAGAGGAUACUGGGGAGUCUAUUAGAGAGCCUGGGUUUGUAGUGGUAAAGAAGAAUGAAGAACCUGAAACUGGUGAUUGCACUAAUGAAGCUGCUUCUAGAGAGUGGGAGAUAACAAGGGAAGACAUAAAUCCAAAGCAGGCCACAAAUAUCAAAACAGACCUGGAGCCUGAAGCAUUUCGGCCAAAUCUUAGUGAUCCUAGUGAAUUGUUGCAGUCAGACCAAAUUGAAAAGCUCACAAAGCACCUUCCUCCGCGAACUAUUGGGUAUCCAUGGACUCUUGUCUACGGCACUGCAAAGCAUGGCAUGAGCUUGAAGACAUUGUAUCGAACUAUGCUGGGGCUAGACACUCCUGUACUAAUGGUUAUCAAGGAUAGUGAUGGGCAGGUUUUUGGUGCACUAGCUUCUGAACCUUUUAAAGUGAGUGACUGCUUUUAUGGCACUGGAGAGACCUUUCUGUUUACUUUCUCUCCAGAUUUUGAGGUCUUCAAAUGGACAGGAGACAAUAUGUUUUUUAUUAAAGGAGACAUGGACUCUCUAGCUUUUGGUGGGGGAGGGGGUGAAUUUGCUCUUUGGCUUGAUGGGGAUCUCUACCACGGAAGAAGUCACUCUUGUAAAACAUUUGGGAAUCACACACUUUCUAAGAGGGAAGACUUCAUUAUCCAAGACAUUGAAAUCUGGGCUUUUGAAUAAGUGUAUAUGUGUCUCUGCAGGCUAUUGUCCCAAACCUGACAUGAAUCAGUGCAGCUCUAAAAGCCCUAGAAGCAAUAGAAUACAGUAUUUUUAUACUAUAG